CACUAGCAAGCUCUCGUGCCAGAAACAUCCGUCAGAGCUUGUGCUCGGUGCUCGCUCUCGUCCGCGAGAGCUGAAUUUCACGGAAACGCGCGACGUGUCCACUCCAUUCGACGCCCGCUGUCACGAAUCGCGGAAAAGCCGCUACGGCCUCUCUCUCUCUCUCUCUCUCUCUCUCUCUCUCUUUCUUUCUCUCUCUUUUUCUCUCUUUUUCUCAUUCUUUAUCUCUUCCUCUCUCUGUCUCUCUCAUUCGUUUUCCGCGCGUCCAGGUCGAUAGCGCGCUCGCGACCAGGUCGAUGGAGUGUCGGGCGUGACCUACGAGUGAGUGUCGUGAGCCUCGGGGCCAGUGCGUAGGCGUCCGUGACGUCAGUUAGUGAAGCAACGGGACGUGUUUGGACGCGAACAGCAGGCGCAUGUUGUUUCCGAUACGGUGAUUUCCGCUGGUCGACCACGGUACCACGGGUAGUGGUUCUAGUGAUGCGUGAACGCGGUGCUGGGACUUGGGACCAGCCGCGAUGAGUGACUGCUGAGACCAGCGUUAAUACUGAUCGGACAAUUGGAGCAAGAGUUGUUCGGAAACGUUGAAGGUGAACAGGAACAGAGGUGGUCGAGUGAUACCUUUGAAUUCUCGACAAGUGCACCUCUGGACAGUGGAGAGACAGUCUAAGAAGCCCGCUGUCGAGGAGGACAGGUAUCGUUGCUAUAGUGAGUGCUUAGUCAGUGCCAGUGAUAACAACACGAGAGUGUCGAAUUGGGAGCACACCUGGAAGCGCCCUGUACCUAGUGAAAGGCGAUCUGCGAAGAUGCGGCGGUCUUAAUCACGACGUCGACCAGUUGGUCACCGUUGGUCCCGGCAAAGUGGGUUGUUCAACCGGGAAGCGUACGAUAAUCGUACGAUGAUGCCGCUCGCGCCGACGCCAAUCGUCCCGGUGCCAUCUAAGCCGAAGAUCGGCUUUAGCAUCGACUCGAUAGUUGGUGGUGGCGGUCAGGGUCGCGAGGAUCGUCUAGACCGGCUAGAACGUGUCGAGAUUGAACGCGACGAUGGCAGUCCGAUGGAAGUGGUCGAGGACUCGUCGUCGCCACGGGCGCGCCGAGUAGCCGUAAGAUCACCCGGCGCUCACUCCGAGGGCUCCGACAGGCCAAUCUCCCGGAGCUCUUCCGUCGAGUCGUACCCCAACUCGCGGCGGACACCGUCGCAUGCCAGCAGCGCUGGCGGCGGCCACCAUCACCACGGAAAUCACCACGGCCAUCAUCACCCACACCACCAUCAUCACUUAUCGACGGCCGGGCAUCUGGACUUCGGCCGUACGACUGUGCACAGCCACAGCGGUGGCUCCACACCCAAUAACAGUCCCAGUCCGCCGCACAGGAUAUCGCAUGGCGACUCGCCGAUCGGCACACAUCCUCAGCCACCCCCUGGAGUGGUCAGACCCAGCCCGAACUACCUCGCGCCACCGUCCAGCGCGGCGGCAGUGGCGGCCGAGCAGCUCAAGUCCAUCUACGGACUGCCCGGCCACAAUCCAGCCGGCCCGCAGACCGGCCAAAACGAGUACCACACGCAGCAGUUGGCUUUAGCUGCGAAUCUGGCCGCGGCCCAGGCUAAUUUUCAAGCUGCAAAUCUCGCAGUCGCGCUUCAAGCGCAUCACGGUGGCGCACCACAUGGACCUCCUCACGGGCCUUAUCCGCACGGUGGUACUCCGGCAGGACCACAUCCGCCGCCGCAUCCCCAUCAGACGCCUAGAGACAGUUACCCCCUGUAUCCCUGGUUGCUCUCCAGGCACGGCAGGAUCUUUCCUCACAGAUUCGGAGGUCCCGACAUAUCCGGCUUCCUGCUGCAGCCCUUUAGGAAACCGAAGAGAAUAAGGACAGCCUUCAGUCCGAGCCAGUUGCUGAAGCUGGAGCACGCGUUCGAAAAGAAUCACUACGUCGUGGGCGCGGAGAGGAAGCAGUUGGCGCAGGCAUUGUCGUUAACGGAGACACAGGUGAAAGUAUGGUUCCAAAACCGACGAACGAAACACAAGCGCAUGCUGCAGGAGGAAGACGCGAAAACCCAACAACAAUCCGGCGGCGGAGGCGGCGGCGGCGGUGGCGGCGGCGGCGGCGGUGGCGGUAACGGCAACGGCAACGGCAAUGGCAACGGCAACGGCAACCUCAGCAGCAACAAUAAAAACACCCACCACGUCAGCAAGUGGCAGCAAGAGACCGGCGACUACCACCAUGACGACGAGGAGGAGGAAGAGCACAUCGACCCAGAAGCCGAGGAGUGCUCGAGUGGUUCCGAAGCGUAGCUAGACGUCCUCUGCCUGGAUUAGGAUCCAGGAUCGAGCAGAAUAUCCUAUUGAUCGUAGGCGGGAGCCAUUCGAGGAGUCGCUCAGCGGAUCGAUGCGAAUCCUGGUCGUUCCCGGGAAAGAGAGGAGAGUCUCCUUCGGGUCCCGUCGGGGGAUCACGUCCACUAGUCGGGACGAGACUAUCGACUGGGCCCGCUAAGAUUUGGCACAAGAAGCAAUCAGUAGUGAGUAAGAGCCCACGUGAGUGGUCGGAUCGAGAAUGUCGCGCGAUCUCGCUCGAGAAUCGCGGUCGAGGCUUCGGGUAUGAGGCCCAAUGAGGCGAAAGCUGAGAGAGUGAUCAAUCUCAUCGACGUAACCGCUUCUCGCUGGCGCACACGGGAGAUCGUUGGAGAUUACCUGGGUCUCGUCCGUUUGACUUGACUCGUCGUGUCCCGAGAUGCAAACACGGGGUACGUCGUCACGUUGCAUUCGUUUCGCCCCGAGGAGAUUUCAGGAACGGUUCGUAGGAGAAGUGCACGGCUGAGCAGCCGGCCAGGACAUUCGGGACUUGCAGAUCGUGAUGAAUUGACACGUUUAAAGCGUCCACGGCGAGUCUGGAUGUCAUGGCCGUCGACGACAGAGUGAUACGAGUGACGCUGUGCGUCAAUGCUGUGUGGCAACGAGAGAAUGCCGUGGUCGAUGAGAAUGCUUCCUGUGCAGUUUGGGACGAGGACAACGCACGUGUAAGACAUGUAAUGACCAGAACCCUUUCGCUUGUCACGACAACGAUGUGGAGAUGGAGGGAGACGUCUUAGAGAACGCGACUUCGUGGACGAGGAUGAACUCCCGCGCGAGGCUAUGACAGGUAGAGGACGAGGAAAUGAGGGAGAAAAUAGCAAGAGAGAAAGAGAGAGAGAAAAAGAGAGACAGAGAGAGAGAGAGAGAGAGGGAGAGGGAGAGGGAGAGAGGAGGAAAGCAAUAACGGCGUGAGAAAGCGAGAGAACAACGACGAACAGCGAUGAUCGCGAAGCAAGAAGGCAAAAGGCGCGAUGAGCAGGAGUUAAUAAACGGGAAAUUGUGCCGGGCGCAAAAGCAGGCAGCCAAGAGGAUCACUCGAGUGCAAUCGAAAGCGAUGAUUCGACUCGCCGCACUUCGUCUAGCGACCGGAGGCUGCCGGGGUCGUGGCUACGAGGAGGAGCAAGGGGGAGAAUGCCUGACCCCGCGAGAGUCUGACCCUGAGGAGCCUUUCCAUCAGCGAAAUCGCUGAUCUGCGGGGAGGACUCGGCGAGUCUUGUACCGAACUUGCCAGAUUAGUCGAUAGGCGAUGUUGAGGGAGGCCUGCCUUUUUCUUCCUCUCCUUCUUCUUCUUAUUCCUCUCCGUCCCUCGGAGAGGGGAUCGCGACGUGGCUGCACGGGCUCUUCGUGACCGUGCCGCGGCCGUGGCCGAAGGCCGGGGAACGAUCGCGCGGAGAUACGUAAAUAUCCCCGGGAUUAGAGAGGCCCGUUCUGCCCGGCCAGAGACGGGCACCCCGGCGGGCGGGCGCGUGGAAAAAGCGACCGGAGGAAUCGAAGGCGUUCAUCGGAAGCCGGCUAAUGGAGGCAUUGUCUGCGGGAGAAACGACGGGGCUAAAUGGACGCGCAUCCGGCGGAAACGGCGGCGCUCGCCGCCAUCGGGCCACGAUCGAUGCGGACUUCGGCCGGACUCGAUUAUUUCGCGGCGACUCUCGCGAUCCUGUGCUUCCUGUGCAUUGGUUGGCGGCGGAUUCCCCGAGGCCGACGAGUGAUGCUCGCGCGGGACUCUCGUCGAUAUACACGGAAACGUGUUCUCCUGACCGAAGGGCGGCCCGGGGAGAGGAGGAGGUUAACGCGAAGCGACGAUCGAUCGAGCGUCGCCGGCCGCCGCCGAUUGCGCGCCGCGCGCUCACGCUCAUCUUGCCAUAAAAGAACCGCCAUAAAAGACUAACUCCGCGUCGCCCAGGAUCAUGUAAAUAGAGCGUAGGUGAAAGGAGCGGGAGCAGGGGAGAGGCUACAGAGACCGCGAUCGCCGAUCACUUCCGGUAACGGAAGUCCCGGCGUUGUUCCUCUCGUGAGACUGUAGACGUGUGCCGAGAGGGGAGUGUAAAUAGACAGAGCCAGGACGAGAUGCGCGUAAACAGAACGAGAAAAAAAAAGAAACAGAGAACGAAACAGAACGAGCGAGUUGAAAGAGAGUGCCAAACUUCGUACCCCUUCCUCCCCCCACCUCCCCUCUCCCCGGCCCCUUUUAGAGAAAGAUCCCAGUGUAAACUCGAGUUGUACUUUGCAGUUGUAUUUAAGUCGUUGUUCUACACGAGCGAGCAGUAUUCCUUUCGCGUAUCCGGUGUCCGAGAUCGAUGUCCGAGAUAAAGAAAGUAAAAGAAAAAAAGAAGUACUGACGAUUUAAAUUAUUAUUGCUAAACAUUAGACACACACACACACGCGUACAAGCAUACACACAUACACACACACGCUGGAUCUCCUGCGCCGCGGUAAAGGCAAAGUCGCAAAGUGCACGGAAUCACCGAUCGCUUGCUGUUCAUAAUAUUAACAUGUCGACGUGUUUGUUUAUCUCGACAUCUUAAUAUUACGCAGCGAACGUGAUGGUCUCGCAGCUCGGCGAUCUCGCGGGACAAUUUCGGCUCGCUGGGCGCGCAAUGAGCGCGUCUUCGUAAGAGUUUUGCGUGAAAGCGUCGUUCUUACUUAUUGUAUCGGCCGUUCUUACACGCCGAGCGAAACUUGCGCGCUGGACCGCACGCGCGGCGCAGGACUUCCGCCAUGUAAAUAAUACUGUAAAUAGGAAAAUGUGAUUUUACUCGACGUACACAGAAGCAUCGAAUUGUAUUAUCAAAUGACUCGGUUCGUGUUCUAACGAUAUAGUGAAAUAAAUUAUAUGAUCACACUACGA
Odontomachus brunneus is the source of this 5187-nucleotide messenger RNA. RefSeq names its product homeotic protein empty spiracles-like. The transcript is spliced from 3 exons. Lineage: Eukaryota; Metazoa; Arthropoda; Insecta; Hymenoptera; Formicidae. Bases 894 to 2285 code for a protein of 463 amino acids. The record is from RefSeq and is a predicted model, not a curated record. Gene Ontology annotation, biological process: central nervous system development; brain development; regulation of DNA-templated transcription. Gene Ontology annotation, molecular function: DNA binding; DNA-binding transcription factor activity, RNA polymerase II-specific.